AAACCUCAACAAUGUGUGCAGGGGAAAAACCGAAUCUGAGCAGAUCUACAAGCUGUUGGAAUUGCUUCCAAAGCGAGGACCAGAAGCUUUCCACAAGUUUGUGUCGGUGUUGGAGGACGACUACUUUUGGCUUGCUGAGCUGCUGACCAAGGCGGAACCAGCGAGACGCAGAAGUCACAACGAGUCUGUGGCUGCUGAUGCAUCUCAAAAUGACGAAAUGCCCAGAGAACGAAUGACCUGUGACACUGACAUCAAGAAACUAGUUGGAACUUUCGUGCACAAACAGUUCGGCCAGAGCAAGAGGAUCAACGAGAAGGACAAGAAGAUGAUGGAGAAGUUCCUGACGGAGCAGAUUCAGACAGAACGAGACCAAUAUCAGGCAAUGCUUCGCUCGGUUACACCUGCAUCCUCCGAUAUGUCUCGCGAGGAUGGGGACGAUGAAGUCUUUCGAAACAUCGAGAUUCAGGAACAUCUGGUCCGCAUGUACAUUAAGAUCAACAUCCACCUCAACGCAGACGACCUACACGAGGGCAGCAUUCUUCCAGAGGAUCUCAGUUUCGAUGUCAUUGUCGAGAAAUUAGAUAAGCUGAGUGAGAAGAUAAGGAGAUUGGAAAGUCAGACAGCGAAAUGUUUGGGCUACUUCGAGAACUCUCCACAGGGCGCGUCCUUGCCGCAGCUGGUGGCAGAACUGCAUUCAACGAAUGUCAGAAAUCAGAAGGAGCUGAAAUUGAAAAAAGAUGAAAUGGACAAACUUUCGAAGGAAGUAAACCACUUCGCUGAUGUUAUUAACAGAUUGGAGAUCGAUAGAGGUAGCGUACGCCGUGAACGUCAACAAGAAAAGAACCAACACCAGCAGGACAUGGCAGUCCUGUUGGAGAAAAUCUCGCAGCUCGAGAAAAUCAACAGAAAACUUGUCGAGGAGAAAAUGUCGGCAGUUGCCUCUCAGAUGGCGCGGAACUCGGUGCUUCAGGAGCCUGUGAUAGACGUGAGUAACAGGAGGCGUAGAACUAACUACAGAAAGCAAUCCCAGGUCAGAAAUGCACCCAAGAAAAAAGGAAAACCCGGAUUUAACAUUUAAAUCAGCAGCAAAAGUUAUUUGUAGAAUUUUCCUUAUCAGUAAAUUAUGAAUCAGCAUCUCAUAGUGUUAUCAAUUACCACUGGGACUCGAAAGCUUGGAAACAAAAGCAAUCGAGAAGUUUGUGGUGGCGUUAUGAUUUUAAACAUUUUCUCUAAAAUUUACAUACAUCAGUUACUGGAGGACUUUCAACGAAAAAGUAAUGUUUGGGCUUUUAUCAUUAUGAUAGAAUAUUGUUAAGUGAUUAUGUAAUUUAACACGUCCUUUCAAGGAAAAGAAUGAAAAUAUUUCUAAAAUCGUUAUUUCGUAUAUACAUUAAUCUCACAUCUUAGUCUUAAUGAGUACAUUUGUCAUUGUUGUCAUCUGACGAUAGCUUUUCAUUGCUGAAAGCUUAUGCUGUUUAGGUGGAUGAUUUGUACGAAAUGUUUUAUAAUAUUAUCAUACGAUGAUAUAGUUUGUAGACAAAUUGUGUGUAAAUUUAUUUAUUCGCUCACUCAUUAACCUAUUCACCCCCCUUCCCUAUCCACAGAAUUUUGAUCGUUCGUACGUGGCCCCUCUCUCUCUCUUACAAGCGUAUCUGAAAUCUUAUAAUUGAGCAACUUUUAAAAUUUCCGUUAAAAGUGCAAAAAAAACCAAAAACCACUCUAUGCUUCCUCUAGAAAGUUACGGGGUGGGUGUGGGAGUGGGUGAGAGGUACUACCCUAUAGACACAGUGUUUAAAAACCGCUGCCGACCGCAAGGGCACGACAGUCAAACCGAUAAAGGGAGAGAACCAACUACUGCAGGCACUUUGGUUGUAGGAGAGUUGCUUUUCUUGAUUUCGUUCCUGGGUAAAGACAUCGCAUAGCACGAAACUCGUGUCCACCGAUCUUCAUUCUGAAAUUCAUGAUUAACUAUUUAUGGAUGAUGAGUGGGGAAGAGUGGAAGUCAUUAAAACCGAAAAAAAGAAGUUUGUUAGACCUCGGAUAACUUUGCCCCACUUGUCAUUAUCUGUCUUUCACUGUUACAAAUAUUACAUGCGACUGGUGACCAAUGACCUCCCACAAAUGCAUGCACAGCACGUGUGGACACUCCUCGUGUAGAGUUGUUAUUAAUGUACUAUAGAUACAUCUCGCUGAGCAGUGGCCACAUGUCGACACGAACUCAGUGUCAGACGACAUAUUGUAAAAGUGUUAACAAAAUUGGUUGAUUUGCUGGGAAAUUCCUUAAAGUUCAUGGUGUCAUGAUGGUCUGUCUGUGUGCGCGCGUGCUUGUUAUGGGGUAAACAUUAAUAUACACUAUGGAAAAUGUUAAUAUAUAAAACAAACUUACUGACUAAUCAAUUAAAUAGAAUUUAAUUGAUUAAAUAGAAUUUAAUUGAUUAAAUUGCU
Pomacea canaliculata is the source of this 2445-nucleotide messenger RNA. RefSeq lists its product as uncharacterized. The coding region runs from base 218 to 1078 and encodes 286 amino acids. NCBI's taxonomy places the organism in Eukaryota, Metazoa, Mollusca, Gastropoda, Architaenioglossa, Ampullariidae. The record is from RefSeq and is a predicted model, not a curated record. The transcript is spliced from 2 exons.